AUGGACGAUCCUAGUUCUUCCACAUCCCAGUCAUUAAAUAGGACGUUGGAUGGGACAAUAACGAGUGCUCCAAAAGGAAAAGCAGUUUAUUUGCUUCAUUCAAAUGUGAAAAUCUUUGCGAGUGCUAUUGCUGCUUUAAGCAAGCUGGGCGACGAGAUCUAUCUCCAACCCCAAGAGCGUGGACUUCGCCUAAAAGCUUUUAAUAAGAAUCGCUCAGCUUAUGGUGUUUUUCUCUUCAUGGAUGACUUUUUCACUGAUUUCGAUACGAAAUUUGUCAAGGGAGGAGUCCGAGAUUGUCGCAUAUCGACAAAGGCAAUUGUCACAUUUGCUCGUCAGAAUUUCUGUGAUGUUAGCCUGUUUUUCGACAGGGCUGGCAGCCCAAUUAUCGUAGCAGUUGAAAGUGAUGCUGGUUUCUCAGCUGAAUUUAUCAUAGCUACUUUGGAUGGGGAGGAUCAGAGAGAUGAGGAUGCAUUCCCAGAAGUGACACAGGAAAUCAAGAAAGCGAAACUGUCGAAUGAAGGAGCAGACUCUACACCUUCUCAUUCUCGGCCAAAUUCUAUGGAUGAAGACACGGGUGUUCCAUAUGGAAAUAAUGAAGAGUUACAAAGAAAUUCCAGUGAAGAGGAACUUGCAGAAAUGCUAAAACCGACACAGCCUAGCGGAAAUCCAUUGAUGAGCGACACACCAAUGGAAAGCGAUGAUCAAAAUUUGGAUCGGCUCUCUCUAGACGACAAUGAUUUGGAAGAGCCCAAUCCAGAUGACCAAGCCUUGGCCGAUAUAAAUCCCAUAGAUGGCUUUGAACAAGAGUUGCCAUGUGCGGGAACAAUCGUAGAACCAGCUAAUGAAGCAAAAACGUCGGAACAAGGAGAUGUAAGAGCGAAUGUCCACAACACCCCGGAAGUGAAUGUUAAGGUUGGUCUCGAUCGAUUCAUGUAG
Molecule: messenger RNA, 936 nt
Organism: Strongylus vulgaris
Lineage: Eukaryota; Metazoa; Nematoda; Chromadorea; Rhabditida; Strongylidae
Source: the annotation of a GenBank genome assembly